GUGUGGGGCGGGGGCGGGACGCCUCCUGGCCGCAGGUCGGGUCCUGUGUCAGCAGCCCAGCAGGCGCUCGGGCGGGACAUGGCGGGCUGUGUGGCCCGGCGGGCCCUGGCUGUGUGCAGCCGCUGGUGGUCUCGGUCGCUGACAGGGGCCCGGGGGCCGAGGCCAUUCUGUGCGGCAGGUGGAGCUGGGGCCUUCCCACCAGCUGCGACCACGACACGGAGGCAUCUCUCGUCCCGAAACCGACCAGAGGGCAAAGUUUUGGAGACAGUUGGUGUGUUUGAGGUGCCAAAACAGAACGGAAAAUAUGAGACUGGGCAGCUUUUCCUUCAUAGUGUUUUUGGCUAUCGAGGUGUCGUCCUGUUUCCCUGGCAGGCCAGACUUUAUGACCGGGAUGUGGCUUCUGCAGCUCCAGAAAAAGCAGAGAAUCCUGCUGGCCAUGGCUCUAAGGAGGUGAAAGGCAAAACUCACACUUAUUAUCAAGUGCUGAUUGAUGCCCGAGACUGUCCACAUAUAUCUCAGAGAUCUCAGACAGAAGCGGUGACUUUCUUGGCUAACCAUGAUGACAGCCGGGCCCUCUAUGCCAUCCCAGGCCUGGACUAUGUCAGCCAUGAAGACAUCCUCCCCUACACCUCCACUGAUCAGGUUCCCAUCCAGCAUGAGCUCUUUGAAAGAUUUCUUCUCUACGACCAGACAAAAGCACCCCCUUUUGUGGCUCGGGAGACGCUACGGGCCUGGCAAGAGAAGAAUCACCCCUGGCUGGAGCUUUCCGAUGUCCACCGGGAAACAACCGAGAACAUCCGCGUCACUGUCAUCCCCUUCUACAUGGGCAUGAGAGAAGCACAGAAUUCCCACGUCUACUGGUGGCGCUACUGUAUCCGCCUGGAGAACCUUGACAGUGAUGUGGUACAGCUCCGGGAGCGACACUGGAGGAUAUUCAGUCUCUCCGGCACCUUGGAGACAGUGCGAGGCCGAGGGGUGGUGGGCAGGGAACCAGUGUUAUCCAAGGAGCAGCCUGCAUUCCAAUAUAGCAGCCACGUCUCCCUGCAAGCUUCCAGUGGGCACAUGUGGGGUACGUUCCGCUUCGAGAGGCCUGAUGGUUCCCAUUUUGAUGUCCGGAUCCCUCCUUUCUCCCUGGAAAGCAAUAAAGAUGAGAAGACACCACCCUCAGGCCUUCACUGGUAGGCCAGCUGAGGCCCUGAGUGCCCAAGCUCGGCCCCUGAAGAAUAGCUCUUAUCCUACAAUUGCUGCAGAACUCUCUCUCCAUCAUGGGCCACAGCAGGUCUCUUUUUGGCACCAUUUGAUUGUGGGAUUCUUUUUUUGGAGGGUGGGCUGUAACUGUUUUCUCCAGAGGACCCAUGUAGGACUCCUCCAAGGCUGGCCUCCCCUAUAAGCCUUGCCUGUAGUGUUCCAGUAGACCUUUCCACCAGGAACUCUGUGUUCAGCUGCCACAGGCCUGGAGGAGUUUCUAGGCCUAUCACACAAGUCAUUUUGAAAUGUCAGGUUUGGUCAAUAAACCAGUGCGCACUUGGCCACCCUUGCCAUUUCUGUCCCCAGGAUCUCAGCCUCCUUUUUUUGACCCAGCUGGGGAGGUAGGGGGACUUGCUUUCCUUGCUGUCUUUCCAGGAAGCUGCCCCUUCUACUAGGGUAUGUAUAUUUCCCUCCUGAGGCUGGGGGUUGGCUGGACGUCUUCCAGGGUCAUUGUGCCUCUCAGCCAGUGGGGUGGGGAGCUGGACUGGAUUCUUGUUUUCUUCUUUACCUUCUGCCAAGGGGAGUGGGAGGCCAACAUCAGGGUGAGAGGAGUGAGGCAAGCCAGUCAGGUUUCCUGGAACAAUGGGCUUGCCAGCCAUGAGCAUGAAUUUGUCAAACCUCCAGACUACAAAUGCAGAAACUCAGCCGAGGAGCUUUAGGUGUAUAUAGAUGGCAACUAAGCCAAGCUACUUUCUGAACUUCUCACAGAUCUCCAAGAGCCAGAGAUGAAAUGUGCUGCAUUUUACCCUGAUUCUUAGGGUUCCUGCUCCCCUGCUUCCAUAGCAAUUGUUAAAGAGGUUGUUUAUUCUUGAAUUAAUAUUAAAUCUCAGUUCCAGCCCA
Messenger RNA from Pteropus alecto (black flying fox), 2088 nucleotides. RefSeq names its product DNA polymerase delta interacting protein 2 (gene POLDIP2). Lineage: Eukaryota; Metazoa; Chordata; Mammalia; Chiroptera; Pteropodidae. Gene Ontology annotation, biological process: error-free translesion synthesis. The record is from RefSeq and is a predicted model, not a curated record. Gene Ontology annotation, molecular function: DNA binding. The coding region runs from base 79 to 1182 and encodes 367 amino acids. The transcript is spliced from 11 exons. Gene Ontology annotation, cellular component: nucleus; mitochondrial nucleoid.